ACACGGCGAGGAUAAAGCAAGAUGGCGUCUGACGGUGAAGACGUUAUUGCAGUCGUCACAGUUCAGUGUUCUUAAUCUGUGCCUCCAUGUACACAUAUAUGUCCUUUAUUACACUCUAGUAAAUAGAGUAAACAUCGUUAAUAACUGUUUGCAUCCGGUUAUAUUAGCCUGAGCGCACUUUGAUGCUUCUCCAGCUAGCUUAGCUUAGCUUGUUAGCUUAGCUUGUUAGCUGCUAACAAAGAGAGGCGGAAGUGAUCAAAACACAUCGCUAAGCAGAGAUCAAGUGUGAGUGUAAAGUGUUGUGAUUGUGUGAAAAUGUGCGAAAGAAACAUAGCAGAGUACGAGGAGGAACUUUGUCCAACAAAAGAGGAGAAGGAGCGACAACAUCAAAAACAUCAAGUUGUGUUACACAGAACAGACGUCUGUGAAGAACAUCUUCACCCUAAGCAACAGAAGUGGAGCUUCAGGAUGCGGACAGAGGAGCCACAGCCCCCCCACAUUAAGAAGGAAGAGGAAUACCCACUGAUCCCCCAUUUUAAAGAGGAAGAGGUGGAUCUACUGACCUCUUACAUCAAAGAGGAAGAGGAGGAACACAGCAUCAGUCAGCAGGGAGAGCAUCUUGAAGGACUGGAGGAGGUUGAUGUCACCAAGAUGCCAGUGACUGGUGUCCCUGUGAAGAGUGAAGAUGAUGAGGUCAAAGGUGAGAGUGAGGAGAGGGGAGGGGGGGAGCCUCCAAGCAGCAGCUCAACUCAACACAUGACAACAGAAGCUGAUGGAGACCACUGUGGAGGAUCACAAGCAGACAAGCUCUUAGCUCCACUAUCAGAUAGUGAGGACACAACGUCACACUCUCCUGACACUGAUGAUGAAGACUCUAAAGAUGAUAAGACAUGUCACACUGACAACACACACAUCACGUGUUCUCUCUGCGGCAAAACUUUUAAAUAUCCUAGCGAUUUGAAAAGACACAUGAGAAUACACACUGGAGAAAAAGCUUUCUCAUGUGUAAUCUGUGGUAAAGGCUUUACUCGAAGUGACUAUUUGAAAAUACACAUGAGAAUACACACUGAAGAAAAACUUUUUUCCUGCUUAGAAUGUGGCAAAAGUUUUACGCAUAACCACGAUUUGAAAAGACACAUGAGAACACACACCAGAGAAAAAGCCUUUUCAUGCGCAAUCUGUGGUAAAGCUUUUACUCGAAGAGACUAUUUGAAAACACACAUGAGAACACACACUGGAGAAAAACCUUUUUCCUGCUCAGAAUGUGGUCAAAGUUUUACGCAUCAGAAUGAUUUGAAAAGACACAUGCGAAGACACACUGGAGAAAAACCUUUUUCCUGCUCAGAGUGUGGUAAAAGUUUUGUAAGACAUCAACUUUUAAAUGUACACAUGAGAACACACACUGGAGAAAAACCUUUUUCAUGUUCGGUAUGUUGUAAAAGUUUUAUACAAAUUGCGCAUAUGAAAAGACACAUGAGAACACACACUGGAGACAAACCUUAAACAUGUUCGGUAUGUUGUAAAAGUUUUAUACAAAGACAGCAUUUGAAAAGACACAUGAGAACACACACAGGUGAGAAAGUGUGGAGUUGCAGUGUGUGUGGUGAAAGAUUCUCUUCUAAGUACCAGUGUAAGAAACACAAGUGUGCUGGUGAGAACAGCAGCAGCAAAUGAAGAUGCAGGAUUUGAAAUAAACUGUCAAAUCUUAACUUUGACUUUCUAACAACAUCAGCACAUAGAUUCUAACAUUUAUAGAUUAUGUAGUUUAGAUUAUUGCUUUUUUCAGUCAAGUACAUGUUUUAAUAUACAACAUUGUGUACUUUUAUUUAAAAAUAAACACAUCACUUUGACUGUAAAGGUGAGAAUAAACAGGAAAAAACAUGUUACAAAUACUCUUUUUGUGUAUAGAGGUAUUCAGAAAUCAUUUUUAAUUUUUAAUGAUGUUAUAGAUGAACUCCUUUAUAUGAUGUACAUAUUUGUUUUACAUGUGUUCAUACCUUUGCUUUUGAGUACACAUAAAUCCCUCUUAGUUCAUAUUUACUGGUUCACAUCUGAAACAUCUUCUGGACCACUUCUGGAAGCAUAUUAUUAUUUACUUUAUACAUCAUUUGAGCAGUUAUCUUUUUUACAAAGUAAUUUACUUUUCAAAUGUUGGACUUUAUGAAUCAUUUGUUGGGUCUCAAUAAUCCAUUGUUUUAAUUGUCUUUAUUACUCUCUUUUGUAAUAUGAAUAAAGUUUUAUAUGUAUGUCCCCUUUAUGCAAUAUGUAGAUUAGAGAAAAUGGCAACAUUAUAUGUGGAAAGUUAUGAAGGAUAGUUUUGUUUUUAAUAAUCUACAUAUCUUAUUAAAAAACUACACAUGACAAUUGUUUUCUAAAGUGUCCCCCCCCCCUUUUUUUAGAACCCCUCAAACAUCAAUUUCAGAAAACAUGGGAAAGUUUGGAAUGUUAGGGAAAAGUCAUUAAUGUACAUCAUCCCACAGAUCUUAACUGUACAUCCAUCCAUUUGUUCUACCACUUGUCCCUUUCAUUUUAUAUGUAUAGCCUUUCAUCACAAACUUGUCCACCAAAGGGUGUUGCGUUUUGGAGAAACUCCUUCAGUCAGAGUGCUGUUCAACACAGUAGAGGAACCCAAGGAUGCACAGGACGCUGAGUAAAACACUUCUUUUACUGCGGAAAUUUACUCACCAAAACAAUCCAAACAGGAAGAAACAAAAAGCGACGGUGCGAAAGAGAGAAGACAAAAUGUGCAUUGUGGGGGAAAAAAAAGCUACUUGUGUACAAAAAUAAACUCAGGUUGGUUUGGAGUUACAAGACGUGCACACUACAAAACAACACCAAGAUGGAUGGCACUGGGAAUGGCCAAGGUAGCAAAAUACUGGAAGCACGGAAUCAACUGGCGUGGAGUGGAACCACCGAGUGCCAUCCAGCUGUCAAGGUGCUGCUUAAGUAGCACCAGGGUCACUUGGAAGCAGCUGUGCACGUCCCACAACUCCGCCCACAAGGGCAACACAGGAACUCUAGGAGGAAGGAGAAAUGUAAGAACAAGGUCAACUGCACCAAAAGAGGAAAACUGACUGUUGGAGCCAAAUUUCCUUAUUUGUUUGUAUUGUUUUUAUUUAGUUUUCUCUGAUUGAUUGCUGGCAUCACUUUAUGCAGAAUUUCCCUUUCAGCAGAUUGCUCUGCCCACUUUACUUUUGUGAAACAGGAAGUGUGGACAGGUAUGGGACUGUUGCUAUGGUGCGGUUGCCAUGGUAGCCUCCUUUAAUUGUGUUCAGCUGGGAAGACUCGGGGGGCGAUUGCAUGGAGGACAAACAGUUUUGGAGCGUGUGGUGUGGUGUGUGGUCAGGUCUCGCUGCUGUGACAAUGUGCCAUUCAAGGUCAGCAUACAUCAUGUUCUAGAAGCUACAUUUCAUUUCAUUUUGAUAGCUUGGAAUAAAGGGAUUGUCAUAUCCAAACACA
Molecule: messenger RNA, 3459 nt
Organism: Nerophis ophidion (straightnose pipefish)
Lineage: Eukaryota; Metazoa; Chordata; Actinopteri; Syngnathiformes; Syngnathidae
Product: oocyte zinc finger protein XlCOF20-like
Exons: 2
Coding region: 316-1503 (395 amino acids)
Cellular component (GO): nucleus
Source: RefSeq, a predicted model, not a curated record